Molecule: messenger RNA, 1964 nt
Organism: Paramacrobiotus metropolitanus
Lineage: Eukaryota; Metazoa; Tardigrada; Eutardigrada; Parachela; Macrobiotidae
Exons: 2
Coding region: 140-1804 (554 amino acids)
Source: RefSeq, a predicted model, not a curated record
GGCCAAAGCCAUCAGUCCCCGUGUCUGUUGUCUGCUAAUUCAGUCUUGGUCAACUGUCUCUCUAACAGCGACAACUAACCGGAUAAAGGAUUUUUCAUUUGCACCACUAAUCCAGUAAGAGCAAGGACUAACGGCGAGAAUGUCGCAGUGGAAGAAUGGUGUUAUCCUGCUGGGAAUUUCCGCAUUCGUCCUGACCAUCGCUACCGGCCAAAAUGUAUCAGAUGCAGUGGCAGCCGGGUCAUCCGUCUCAUCCCAAGUCGCCGCGCCGGCGAAUGGCCGCGUGAGACAAGCUUAUUCGUCAGGAUCAAGCGGAACUGGAUCUAAUUAUGGAAGCUCCAGUGGCUCGUCAUACGGCAGCGGAUCGCAGCCCGCAUCCUCGGGUUAUUCCUCCGGCAGCACGGGAGGAUUAUCCAGCUCACUUUACGCCAGUGGAAGCAGCGGCCUCGGAGCGUCUGGUUCGUACGGCGGCAUGGGCUCUUCCGGCUCAUACUCUAACGGUCAAAGCGGUUUAAGCUCGGGAUCUUACGGUGGUCAGAGUGGCUUGAGCAGCGGUGGUCAAUAUGGCGGCCAGUCUGGAUCUGGACUGGGCAGCAGUGCGGGUUACGGCAGCAGCCAACUGGGAGGAGGAUUGUCCGGUGGUUCAUACAGUUCCGGCAUGGGAGGCGGUUUCGGAGGUCAAUCAGGAUUAAGCGGCGGCUCAGCGGGAUACAGUAACGGUCAGAACGGUUUGAGUGGCGGUGGAUACGGUGGCAGCAGUCAGACGGGUUUCGGCGGGAUGCAAAGCGGCUUCGGUGGUGGACAGUCGGGAUACGGUGGUAGCCAAGGCAUGAGCAGCGGUUACGGAGGCAGUCAAGGCAUGAGCGGCGGCUAUAACGGUGGCAGCCAGGGUAUGAGCAAUGGUUUCAGCGGUGGCAGCCAGGGUUACAAUGGUGGCAGCCAGGGAUUCAGCGGCGGCAGUGGAUCGUAUCAGAACGGCGGUGGUUCCGGCAUGAGUUCGUACAACGGCGGCGGCUCCAGUGGCCUGGGAAGUGGAUCGUAUUCCGGAAGCGGCAUGAGCAACGGCUACAGCUCGGGCGGUUUGGGCGGCGUCGGUGGGGGCUUCGGGGGAUUAUCCGGUUCCGGCAUGGCCUCGCAGCUCAGCGGCGGGAAUGGCUACAGCAACGGUGGUAGCAAUGCGUUUGGCAGUUUCGGAGGGAUGUCGGGAUUCGGAGGCAGUGGUAACGGGGGCCAGUACAGUUCCGGCAUGAGCGGCGGCAGUCAGUACGGUAGUGGAAUGAGCGGCUCUGGCUUUUCUGGUGGCGAUUCGGGAUCCUCGCAAGGAUAUAGCGGUGGAGGUCAACCUUCCGGUUUUUCCGGUAUGAGUCAAGGUUAUGGAUCAGGAGGACAGCAGCAAGGGUUCAGCGGUAGUGGCUACUCCGGCAACGGUGCCGGGUCAUCUGGGUCAUACAACUCCGGCAACUCGGGAUUAUCCGGUUUCGGCAGCUCCGGUGGAAUGUACUCCGGAAUGGGAGGCAACGGAGGAUCAUUUUCCGGUAGCAGCGGUCUCGGCGGUGGCAUGCAGCCGUACGGCGGUGGUAGUUCUAAUGGAUCCGGAUACAGCGCCAGUAGUCAGAUGUCUGGUGCAACUGGUGGCUUGGGAUCCAGCUUCGGUCAGACAGGAUUUUCGGGCUCGAACGGAUACAGCCAACCCAGUGCCAGCAGCGGUCAGUCCGGAGCAGGAUAUAGCUCCAGCAGUGGCCUUUCAAGUGGCAGUUCUGGAACGAAUUAUGCGGUACAGUCUGGAGGCAGUCGCGGGGGCUACUAAAUUUGUAUGCCACAUUGUUACGCAAUAUGAUUUGUCUUUCUGUCAAGUUUUGCUAGCUGCGUUUGGAGUAGUCACAAAGUUGUUAGUCCAAAACUUUAGAAAGUAGUUUUUUUUAUACAACGAACUCGGCAUGGAUUUGUAAUCACGGAAAUAAACACAA